Messenger RNA from Cercospora beticola, 1566 nucleotides. RefSeq lists its product as uncharacterized. The record is from RefSeq and is a predicted model, not a curated record. Gene Ontology annotation, molecular function: carbohydrate:proton symporter activity. NCBI's taxonomy places the organism in Eukaryota, Fungi, Ascomycota, Dothideomycetes, Mycosphaerellales, Mycosphaerellaceae. Gene Ontology annotation, biological process: carbohydrate transport; transmembrane transport. Gene Ontology annotation, cellular component: membrane.
AUGGGUCUUCUGGAGAAGUUCCUCCCCAAGGAGGACCGCUUUGCGGCUCUUCUGCUUUAUGGCAUGAUCUUUAGUACCUGCUUCAAUGGCUACGACGCGGGUAUCAUGACUGUGAUCCUCGCGGACGAGCAAUUUACAGACUACUACAGCAUCGAUGCCGACAAGCAAGGUCUAGUUGCUACCAUACCAUGGGCCACGACCGGACUCGCACAGCUUUUCGUCGGUGGCAUGUUAGCGAGCUGGCUUGGGAGAAUCUGGGCAUUGAGGAUCUCGAUCCUGUUUAUGUGCUUGGGCGUUGUUGUCCAGGCCGUUCCGAACACCUACACCGUGCUCAUCGUUGGCCGACUCAUGAACGGUCUGGGCUUCGGAUGCGUAUACAUCGCCUCAAAUCUCUACGUCGCCGAAUGCUCCCCUCGCAAACUUCGAGGAAGUUUUGUCGGCACUGUAUCGCAAUUUGGAUAUCAGCUUGGCACUCUCAUAGCUUUCUGGGCUGGAUAUGGAAUGUCUUUCCACAAGUCGCCAUACAACAUCGCUUGGAGAGUAUCGAAUCUCAUCCAGAUCCCGAUCGGAUUGAUGUUUGUCGUUUUGACAUACUGGUAUCCUGAGAGUCCACGCUGGGUGCUCUCGAAGCAUCCUGAUGACCCCUCGCGAGCGUUGAACAUUCUCGCCAGAUUGCGGUCGGGCUCGCCUUCUGAGCCUCGCAUCCAAGCCGAGUUUCACGAAAUGGUCGCUUCGCAUUCCUAUCUCGUCAGCAAAGGCUCUGAGACAGGCUAUACUGCUCUGCUUCGCAACCCUGCUAUGCGCAAACGCUUGGCUUAUGGAUUCUACGCCAUGGCCUUGCAGCAAUUUGGCGGCAUUGCGGCCUUGACAAUGUACGCCACCUUGAUCUACAAAUCACUCGGCUGGGACGAUGGCUCCCAAGCCUUGGCAAUCAACGGCAUCCAAGCAGUCCUUCAACUCUUUAUCGUCCUGGUGAACACUAUCACUGUCGACAAAUUCGGACGAAGACAACUUCUCAUUGCCGGCUUUACCAUUCAAUCUAUCGCCCUACUCAUCCUCUCCUCAUUGACUACAAGCUUUCCCACGAACGAGAACAAAGCCGCCGCCGUGGUCGAAAUCGCAAUGUUCUUUAUCGUGGGGCUUACGUACUGCUGGAGCAAUGGACCUAUUCCACCUGCGAUCGCGAGCGAGAUCUUCCCGCAACAUGUUCGCGAUAAGGGAUUUGGACUCUCGUUGUUAGGGCAGACAAUUUGUCUGAUCGCUCUGACACAGCCAUGGCCGAGGUUCAACGACGAAGUUGGACAAAAGAGUUAUUGGUUGUUGUUUGCGUUGAAUGUCGUGGCACUGUUAUCAGUGAUUACAAUCUUGCCAGAGACGAAAGGAAUCAGUCUGGAGAGAAUGGACAAGAUAUUUGGUCAAGUUGAUGCAGUUGAAGGCGGAGAGCAGGAAGAUGGUAAAGAGGUAAAAGAGAUGGAAGUGAAAGGGUUCGAGCAAGCGGACGUCUCUGGUGAUAUCGAGAAAACGAGGGCCGUGGACCAUGUCGAGAUUGAUACGAAGGCAUCAUAG